CACAGAUUAAUUAUAGGAGCAUAGCCCACACAGGACAAACACACAGAUUAAUUAUAGGAGCAUAGCCCACACAGGACAAACACACAGAUUCAUUAUAGGAGCAUAGCCCACACAGGACAAACACACAGAUUAAUUAUAGGAGCAUAGCCCACACAGGACAAACACACAGAUUAAUUAUAGGAGCAUAGCCCACACAGGACAAGUGUUCAAGUAGACCAACCUGUUUGAUAUUCUGUCUGUGGUUUAGGACAAAGAUAUAUGUCUGAUUAUGUGCAGAGUUGAACUGGCACACUGCAGUCCACAUACACUGAGUAUACAAAACAUUUAAGUGCCUUUGAACAGGGUAUGGUAGUAGGUGCCAGGUUUGUGUCAAGAACUGCAACGCUGCUGGAUUUUUCACGCUCAACAAUUUCCUAUGUGUGCCAAAGGACUUCCAGUCAACUGUGAGAAGCAUUGGAGUCAACAUGGGCCAGCAUCCCUGUGGAACACUUUAGACACCUUGUAGAGUCCAUGCCCUGAAUAACUGAGGCUGUUCUGAGGGGGGGUGAAUUGAAAUUGACUUAACUAGUAAUCAAACAUUAAUCAAACACUACUUUUGAUAAAACAUUGUAGGUGUGAGGUCAUAUAGAAUGUAUUCAGUUGUCUGAUAAGGUUAUGGUAAAAGGAAUGAAUGGAUUGAGUUGGUCACAACACUACUUUAAACACUGACUUUACUGGUGAUGUUACGGAGAUUGUAGGCCUAUAAAAAUAAGGAAUGAUAUUACUUUAUGUGACAAGUAGGUUAUGGGUAAAGAAUGUACUGAUUGAGUCGUUCAGGGUGUAAGCGAUUCCUAUUGGAGAGGACGCAGCCCUGUGGGCGUGGCUGUCUACAGUAAGCGGCCAAGGUGUUGUUAUUCGGUAUGGUUAGGAGCCGGAGCAAGAAGACGCACGAGGGAAGACAGUCGUGGAGUGUAGAUUUUUUUUUCUGAGAACAGGAGGCUGUUUCGCUAAAUAUUGUUUAAAGAAAAAGUGUGGCGCAAGGAUUAGGCGUUGCUGCCUGAAAUUCCGUCUGCAUUAUCGAGUCGAAAUGGACUUUAUUUGAUUGCACCGGAGGCGCGUUUCCUAAAGGUACACUGGGAGUGAAUUUAGUGGUGGCAAGAUUUAUCAGAUGGCGCUUCUCUUUGAUUGGCAUUGCAUAUUGAUGAGGUAGCUUACAUUUUCCCGUGUGAUCGACUUGCGUUGGAGGAGCUUCCAUGGCGACCAUGACGCACAUCUGCCCUCUUUACAUCAGCGUUCUGUGCCUGCUCCUGCUGAUGCGCGCACUACCGGUGCGCGCUGCCUCCAAGGCCAUCGUGUGUGAACCCAUCACGGUCCCCAUGUGCAAAGGCAUCGGCUACAACCUGACCUACACGCCCAACCAGUUUAACCACGACACUCAGGAUGAGGUGGGGCUGGAGGUGCACCAGUUCUGGCCGCUGGUGCGCAUCCACUGUUCCCCUGACCUGCUCUUCUUCCUCUGCAGCAUGUACACCCCAAUCUGCAUCCCGGACUAUCGCAAGCCUCUGCCUCCGUGCCGCUCCGUGUGCGAGCGGGCCAAGCGCGGCUGCUCCCCCCUGAUGAGCCAGUAUGGGUUUGAAUGGCCCGAGAGGAUGAGCUGCGAGGGGCUGCCAGAGCUGGGUGAUGCUGACCUCCUCUGUAUGGACCGGAACAGCAGUGACGCCACUACUCUGUCCCCAGGCCCGGCCUUCCCCCCGAAGCCUACCCCCAAGGCCCCCUACCGCAACCCAGCCCGCCGCAGGCCGCAUCUCCUGCCCAAACCCCACCACAGUCACCACCACCAGGACUGUGAACAACGCGGCUGCCGCUGUCGCCACCCCCUGGUGUCCGUCAAGCAUGAGGCCCGCUCACUGUACGGCCGCGGCGUCCACACAGGCCCCGUGGAGAACUGCGCCCAGCCCUGCCGUCAGCCCUACUUCACCCCGGACGAACACGCCUUCACCUCCCUCUGGAUCGGCCUGUGGUCGGUCCUCUGCUUCGUCUCAACCUUAACUACGGUGGUCACAUUCCUGAUUGACCGCGACCGCUUCUCCUACCCCGAGCUGCCUAUCGUCUACCUGGCUGCCUGCUACCUCUUCAUCUCCCUGGGAUACAUGGUGCGGCUGGCGGCGGGCCACGAGCGUGUGGCGUGCUCCGAGGACGGCGGGCACGUGCUGUACGACGCUUCGGGCCCUGCCGGCCUGUGCACCUUGGUGUUCCUGCUGGUCUACUUCUUUGGCAUGGCCGGCGCAAUCUGGUGGGUGGUGCUCUCGCUCACCUGGUUCCUGGCGGCGGGUAUGAAGUGGGGCAACGAGGCCAUCGCCGGGUACUCGCAGUACUUCCACCUGGCCGCCUGGCUGGUGCCCAGCGUCAAGACCAUCGCCGUGCUGGCCCUGAGCGCUGCUGACGGAGACCCUGUGGCAGGGAUAUGCUACGUGGGCAACCAGAGUGUGGAGAGCCUGCGGGGCUUCGUGCUUGCUCCCCUGGUGGUCUACCUCUUCACAGGCUCCCUCUUCCUCCUAGCGGGGUUUGUGUCGUUGUUCCGCAUCCGCAGCGUCAUCAAGCAGGGGGGGACCAAGACGGACAAGCUGGAGAAGCUGAUGUUAAGGCUGGGCCUCUUUACCGUCCUCUACACGGUCCCUGCCGCGGUGGUGGUGGCCUGUCUGGUGUACGAGCAGCACCUCAGGCCGCAGUGGGACAGGGGUCUUUCCUGCUCCUGCCAGGCUGAGAGAGAGAGGCUAAGCCUAGGGCCAGACCACGCCAUCUUCAUGCUGAAGUACUUUAUGAGCCUGGUGGUUGGGAUCACCUCGGGGGUGUGGGUGUGGUCGGGGAAGACUCUGGAGUCGUGGAGGAGGUUCCUGGGAAGGUGCUGUUGUUCAUGUCCCUGCUGGGGUCACAAACCGUCCAGCGCAUCAGUAUACAGCGAGGCCAGCACAUCCCUCACGACACGCACCGGGCUGCUCCCCUCGCAGUCUGAGCACAAGUCCCUGUCGCACCCAUCUGUGUGACCAGACUGGAUGGACGCUUGUCAGACUCAUGGUGCUCCACAGAGAGUGACUGGAUGGACGCUUGUCAGACUCAUGGUGCUCCACAGAGAGUGACUGGAUGGACGCUUGUCAGACUCAUGGUGCUUCACAGAGAGUGACUGGAUGGACGCUUGUCAGACUCAUGGUGCUUCACAGAGAGUGACUGGAUGGAUGCUUGUCAGACUCAUGGUGCUCCACAGAGAGUGACUGGAUGGAUGCUUGUCAGACUCAUGGUGCUCCACAGAGAGUGACUGUAUGGAUGCUUGUCAGACUCAUG
Molecule: messenger RNA, 3318 nt
Organism: Oncorhynchus tshawytscha (Chinook salmon)
Lineage: Eukaryota; Metazoa; Chordata; Actinopteri; Salmoniformes; Salmonidae
Product: frizzled-5
Exons: 2
Coding region: 1233-3023 (596 amino acids)
Biological process (GO): non-canonical Wnt signaling pathway; canonical Wnt signaling pathway
Cellular component (GO): plasma membrane
Molecular function (GO): Wnt-protein binding; Wnt receptor activity
Source: RefSeq, a predicted model, not a curated record